This is a messenger RNA of Eutrema salsugineum, 2509 nucleotides long. Its product is annotated as pentatricopeptide repeat-containing protein At5g42310, chloroplastic. Gene Ontology annotation, molecular function: protein binding. Lineage: Eukaryota; Viridiplantae; Streptophyta; Magnoliopsida; Brassicales; Brassicaceae. The record is from RefSeq and is a predicted model, not a curated record. Bases 170 to 2284 code for a protein of 704 amino acids. The transcript has 4 exons.
CUCAGAAUAGUAAAAUAAAAAAUCCGGAAUCAGAGACACAGAGAUGAAUGAAUUACGAUAGGAUACGCUGAUUUGCAGAGACACGUCCGCACUUACUCGCAACCACAAACGAAAACAAUCCUCUUCGCUUGCGACGCCAUUGGAGAAGAGGAAGAAGAAGAAGAAGACUAUGCUUCUCUUACAACCUCCACUGGUUUCAUCUCGGUUUCAUUCCCUCUACUUCAUCACUCGCCCCCACCACCGCUUUUUCCAACCGCCGAUUUCUGCUUUCUCUGCAACCGCCCCUUGUUCGCCAUCAUCAUCAUCUUCUUCUUCUUACUCCUCCUCGUGGAAUGUUUUAGAUGCGUGUGAAGAAGAGGACGAAGACGAUGAAUUCUCCGUCGAGGUUCGUCGUCGCUAUGACUUCUCUCCACUUCUAAAAUUCCUCUCCAGAUUCGGACCAGUCGAAUUGGUUUUGGAUUCGGAAGAUUCGGAAUCCUUUUCGCCGGAUUCGCUUGAUCCGGUGGAAUUCGAGCUCGCCGAGUCUUACAAGGCGGUUCCGGCACCGUACUGGCACUCGUUACUAAAAUCGUUAUGCUCAUCGACGUCAUCGCUCGGUUUAGCUUACGCCGUCGUCUCUUGGCUGCGAAAGCAUAACCUUUGCUUCUCCUAUGAGCUUCUCUACUCAAUUCUCAUCCACGCGCUUGGCCGUUCAGAGAAGCUUUACGAGGCGUUUCUUCUUUCUCAGAAACAGACUUUAACUCCUUUGACUUACAAUGCUUUAAUUGGAGCUUGUGCUCGCAACAACGACAUUGAAAAAGCUCUUAAUCUGAUUUCUAGGAUGCGGCGAGAUGGUUACCAAUCGGAUUUUGUCAACUACAGUUUGGUUAUUCAGGCUUUGACGCGUAGCAACAAGAUUGAUUCAGCUCUUUUGCAGAGAUUGUAUAGAGAAAUUGAACGUGACAAGCUUGAGCUUGAUGUGCAGCUUGUUAAUGAUAUCAUCAUGGGUUUUGCUAAAUCUGGUGACCCUUCUCGGGCUUUGCAGAUUCUAGGUAUGGCUCAGGCAACAGGUUUGAGUGCGAAAACCGCGACUCUUGUCUCGAUUAUUUCGGCAUUGGCGAAUUCGGGGAGGACUUUAGAGGCUGAAGCUUUGUUUGAGGAGCUGAGACAAAGCGGGAUAAAACCGAGAACCAAGGCUUACAAUGCGUUGCUUAAGGGAUAUGUAAAGACAGGUCCUUUGAAAGAUGCGGAGUCGAUGGUUUCAGAGAUGGAGAAGAGAGGUGUUUCGCCUGAUGAACAUACGUACAGUCUCCUCAUUGAUGCAUAUGUGAAUGCAGGUAGAUGGGAAAGCGCGAGAAUUGUGUUGAAAGAGAUGGAAGCUGGUGAUGUACAGCCUAACUCUUUUGUUUUCAGCAGACUCUUAGCAGGUUAUCGCGAUAGAGGUGAGUGGCAAAAGACAUUUCAAGUUCUCAAGGAGAUGAAGAGCCUAGGAGUUAAGCCCGACAGGCAAUUCUACAACGUGGUGAUCGAUACUUUUGGAAAGUUUAAUUGUCUUGAUCAUGCGAUGACGACUUUUGAUAGAAUGUUAAGCGAGGGAAUCGAACCCGAUAGGGUGACUUGGAAUACGCUUAUCGAUUGUCAUUGUAAGCAUGGCCGGCAUAUUGUGGCAGAAGAGAUGUUUGAGGCAAUGGAGAAGCGAGGGUGCUUGCCUUGUGCUACAACUUAUAACAUAAUGAUCAAUAGUUAUGGUGAUCAAGAAAGAUGGAAUGAUAUGAAAAGAUUGUUAGGGAAGAUGAAGAGCCAAGGAGUAUUGCCUAAUGUCGUGACACACACAACACUCGUCGAUGUUUAUGGCAAAUCCGGUAGGUUUAAUGAUGCGAUAGAGUGCUUGGAGGAGAUGAAAUCAGUUGGGCUGAAACCAUCUUCAACGAUGUACAAUGCCCUCAUCAAUGCGUAUGCACAAAGGGGUUUAUCGGAACAAGCUGUGAAUGCAUUUAGAGUGAUGACAUCAGAUGGACUAAAGCCGAGUUUGUUGGCUCUCAAUUCCCUCAUCAAUGCCUUUGGUGAGGACAGAAGAGACGCUGAAGCAUUUGCCGUGUUGCAGUACAUGAAAGAAAACGGCGUAAAUCCAGACGUGGUGACAUACACAACACUCAUGAAAGCUCUCAUUCGUGUUGAUAAGUUCCAAAAGGUACCGGGUGUUUACGAGGAGAUGAUCAUGUCAGGCUGCAAACCAGAUAGAAAAGCUAGAUCCAUGUUACGGUCUGCUCUAAGAUACAUGAAGCAGACGUUAAGAACCUCAUAAAAAACAUAAAAGAAGAACAAUGCUAAGGUUUUAUCUCGAGCUUGUAUCAUCAUAUCAAGCUCAGGUCAGAGAUGUAAUGACACAGACCACACAUCACAAGAGGAAGUCUUUUCAUACAAAUCCUCACAUUUUCUGUCUAUGUAAAUAUUCACACUGUACAAAUAUAUAACUGUUACGUAGACCAAAUUGGAUAGGGAUACGUUGAAAAUUCUAAACCAAAUCUCA